This is a messenger RNA of Cheilinus undulatus (humphead wrasse), 3315 nucleotides long. RefSeq names its product RIC8 guanine nucleotide exchange factor A (gene ric8a). The coding region runs from base 139 to 1902 and encodes 587 amino acids. Gene Ontology annotation, cellular component: plasma membrane; cytoplasm. The transcript is spliced from 14 exons. Gene Ontology annotation, biological process: G protein-coupled receptor signaling pathway. Gene Ontology annotation, molecular function: G-protein alpha-subunit binding; guanyl-nucleotide exchange factor activity. The record is from RefSeq and is a predicted model, not a curated record. Lineage: Eukaryota; Metazoa; Chordata; Actinopteri; Labriformes; Labridae.
UCAUGCAGUCCGCGGUGGGUGGUGGCGAACCAAAGUGAGAGCUGUAGGCUUUAUCUCAGCGUCAAAUAGACGCAGUCACACAUACACAUACAGGCUUCUGGUGUGACGGCGGUGCAGGAGGAAGCUGCGGAGAGGUAAAUGGCGAUGAAGAUGGAUAUAAAUGUCACCAUAGAGCAAAUGGAGACAGGAGAGCAGGACGCUGCUCUGACGGCUCUACAGAGCUACAACAAAGAGAUGAACCAGUGUUUCACAUUCAGCCCAGAAGAAGAGCAGGACAGAGAGCAUCUGGGAGAGCUGGUGAUCGGUUAUCUGAACAGAGAGCUGCAGCCCUCCUGUCUGCUGGCCUGUCUAGAAACUGUUCGGAUCCUGUCCAGAGAUAAAAACUGCCUGAGUCCCUUCAUCAGCCACUCUGCCAUAUCCACGCUCGCCCGCUAUGCUGGCAUUGCUGUGGCGAGUCCUGCAUUAUCUGAGUGCACACAGCAGAUGGGGGGUCAAGGUGAGGGUGAGGGAGGAGAAGCAGCAGAGGUAUCUAAUGAGGAGAUGAAAGAAACUUCUCCUUCAGAAAGUGCUGACCAGGAAGUGAUUGCAGAGGCUCUAAAGUCCAUCUGUAACAUCCUGCUGCACAACGAGACAGGGCAGGUGGUGGCAACGGACCUACAGCUGAUAAAGGGCGUAGCAGAGAGGCUGAAACAAAGUCAUGAUCCAACCUGGAACAACGAGGUGCGUUUCUUUGACCUGCGUCUCACCUUUCUGCUGACGGCUCUGAGAGUCGACACACGGGCACAGCUAGCUCAGGAGCUUCAUGGCGUCAGGCUGCUAGGUAACCAGCUGGAUGCCACACUGGGUCUGAGUUGGCCUGAUGCUCUGGAGACAGCUCGGGCUGGGUUUGAGGGGGUCCCACCUGAAGAAAUGCCCCCACUUAGCCGGGAGCAGACAGAACUAGCCAUGGAGAGUCUGAAGAUCCUGUUCAAUAUCACGUUUGACACUGCCAGACGCAAGGUUGAUGAGGAGGAGGCAGCAGAGUACAGGCAUUUAGGAGCCAUACUCAGACACUGUCUGAUGAGUCAGGCAGAUGGAGAGGAGCGCACUGAGGAGUUCCACAGCCACACAGUAAACCUGCUCGGUAACCUCCCGCUGCCUUGUUUGGAUGUCCUGUUGAUGCCCAAAGUGCAACAGGGCUCCAUCGAGUACAUGGGGGUCAACAUGGAUGCUGUCAGCAUGCUGCUGGAGUUCAUGGAGAAAAGACUUGACCGGGGACACAAGCUGAAGGAGACGCUCCUCCCCUCUCUGAACCUGCUGACAGAGAGUGCCCGCAUCCACAGAGAGACCAGGAAGUUCCUAAGGUCAAAGGUGCUGCCCCCACUGCGUGACGUGUUAAACAGACCUGAGGUUGGUGAAGCUCUGAGGAACAAACUGGUCCGUCUGAUGACACAUGUUGACACUGACGUUAAAGACUGUGCUGCUGAGUUCCUGUUUGUCCUCUGCAAAGAAAGCGUGUCAAGAUUCAUUAAGUACACUGGGUAUGGUAAUGCAGCUGGUCUGCUGGCUGCCAGAGGACUUCUGAGGGGAGGCAGAGACUCAGGAAUUUACUCUGAAGAUGAAGACUCUGAGACAGAGGAGUACAAAGAAGCUAAAGCCCGUAUAAACCCCAUCACAGGAGUGGUAGAAGAAGAAAAGCCAAACCCCAUGGAGGGAAUGACAGAAGAGCAGAAAGAGUUUGAAGCCAUGAAGCUAGUCAGCAUGUUUGACAGACUGUCGAGGACCAACCUGAUCCAGCCCAUGCAGCUCGGUAUGGACGGGACGAUGCGAGAGAUGACUUCAUGUGACCUGCAUAACCUCACCAACAAUCCUGUGCUGCAGCCAGAAGAGCCCACUGAAUCGGACCAUGAGGAAGAAGCAUAGACACCCUAAGGGUGACAGGAGAAAGUCUGUUUUAAAUAUUUAAGUCACAUUUCACACAGUCCAGACCGUCCUUGUUUAUUAUUCAGACUGGAGUUAAAAUGAAAGCUUGACUUUGUUAGUGAGAGUGAACUCAGUGAAGUACAGUGUAUGGAGGCAGCUCAGAGACCAUGUCUCUUGUUUGGUACAGACAUUUUGCAGGAAUUUAACAGCUGACACUUUACAGACACAUGGGAUCAUUUUAGGACACCAGUAAGAGGAAUCAACUCUAUCUCAAAAACAUCACCGUUAUACGUUUCACAAAGGUAGUUAGUGUCAGUAGGAGCCUUAACAGCUACAUCUUUAAAAGGACUCACUAAGACUUUAAACCAUGUCAGUCAAAACACAAACUAAGAACCUGUAUGGAGUCAAGAGUGUCGGAUGAAAAAUAAUCAAAAGAUGGAUGGAAAUAAAAAAGCUGACAUUGGAAAAUGAAACUGUGAUAACCUUUAUUUAUUUUACCUUUUAAUUUAAUCAAAUGUAUUUAUUUAAUGUGCAUAACACUUUCAUUUGUCAGUUUUAUUUCCAUUUAUUCCAUAAUUUUAUUAAUGUUUUAGUCUUUUUAUGCUUAUAUUUUGUCCCUUUAUUAUUUUUUCCUAUUUAUAAAGUGUUGUAUGAACUGCUCCUUGUAGGUCCAAGCUGUCACGUUGCCUGUAAAUUCAAUAAUAAAUUAAAAUAAGAAAAACAAAUCUAAUACACAGAAAAACAUGUUAUAUGCAUCUAAGCAAAGACAUUUUUACUUAUAAAAACUAAAGAACAUAUAACUUGAAAGUAAAUAAAUAUUUUUUAAAGUUUUAUUUAUUGAUGUCCAAAAACAAAAAUCUGCUAAAUAUGUAUGUAUACACAUAGCACUCCUUUGACUCCAUAGAUGUGGCUCAACAUGUCAAAUCUGAUGGGCUGGUCAUGUUUUGUCGACUCCAAAGCAAAAAGGUAAAAUAAAGUUUAGUUUUUAAACACAGAAAGCUUUAAAAAUGUCAUUUAUUAAGCAGAACAGUCAGAAUGAUGUUUUCCACACAAACAUCCUGUUUUUUAUCAUUCAGGUUUAUAAUUCACUGAACUGAGAACUGUGGAUUGAAAAGUGGAAACUGUUUGAACUUUGUAGGAAUAUUUUGUCACAAAGAUGAAUGGCAUGUCUACUUUUGAAGUAAGUAAAAUAAAAUGUUUGGAAAACAGCCAAAGAGCUGUUUCUGAGUUUGUGAUGAUGAAAUAUUUUUGAGAAAAAAAUUUAGAUGCCUGUUGUUUUUCAUAAAGCUAUUCAGAUGUUUUAUUUUUAGAAGUGAAACUUCAAACUGCAGAGAGAAAAGUUCUCAGAUGGCAUAUAAAGAGUCUUCAAUCUGAAGAAUUACGUAUAUAUUUAUUGUAUAAUCCUUUAUAUUC